Rhagoletis pomonella (apple maggot) is the source of this 2359-nucleotide messenger RNA. RefSeq lists its product as uncharacterized. The coding region runs from base 339 to 1106 and encodes 255 amino acids. The transcript has 2 exons. Lineage: Eukaryota; Metazoa; Arthropoda; Insecta; Diptera; Tephritidae. The record is from RefSeq and is a predicted model, not a curated record.
AGAGUUAUUUCAGUCCUUCUCAAUGGUUCAGAAAAUUAAUUUUUAUACUAGGAAAUCGGGAGAGGUCGAAACCAUGAUUGAUUUAUUAUUUACCAAUAGCAAAAACACUUCGUGUCAAAGAAUGGAUAUGCAUCGGAUCUCCGAUCAUGAGACAAUUUAUGUCAAGAUCGAGUUGGAGAAAAUAUAUAAAAUGAGAGCAAACAAAUUUAUUAUAUCUUGGGAAAAUUACACAAGUGAUAAUCUUCUUCACCAACUGAGGCAAUACAAUUACAGGGAUUUUUUCGAAAUUAAGCAUCGAUGAUAAAUCGAAAUUUUUAACUAAUAUCUUGUCGCAUUCAAUGGGCAUUCUAACAUACACUAAAGAAAUAAGGCUUAAGCUCAUGAACAAGUUGUAUGAUGCUGAAUUAGCAAACCUUAAUAAACAAAAGUAUAAUCUUUACAGGAUAGCAUUAGAAACAGGGGCAUGGAGUGACUACAAUACAAUCAAACGUAGAUACAAGAGGAUGGUAAAGGUUAAAAAGGUUAAAUACUUGGAGCAUAAAAUAACAGUUAAUAUUGGAGAUAGCAAAUCAAUGUGGAAGCAUCUAAAAAAUUGCAUAAGUAUGUCAAAGGAAAUAAACGCCAUUAAUAAAGUGUUAAUUCACAACAACUUGUACACAACGGAAAAUGAGAUUGCACAAUCACUAAAUAACUACUUUAUUGACAGCAUUAUCGAAAUUACCUCAAAUAUAGAACCUGGUAAAAAAGAAUCCUUUACGACUCCAAAUUGCACACAUAACUUUAAAUUUAUAGAAAUCGAAACCGAUGAAGUGCUUGAAAUUGUCAGUGGUUUUAAAAAUAAAAUUGGAGGAAAAAAACUAUUAUCUGAGGGAGUCAUAAAAGACUCUAUAACAUAUACAGGGUACUUUUACACGCAGUUAAUUAAUGAAAGCCUAAAAUAUGGUGUUGUUCCUGAUCACUGGAAAACUUCUAUUGUUGAGCCAAUUGAGAAAGUCAAGAACACAAUCAGAGCCGACGAGAUGAGACCAAUUAAUACGUUGCGUAGUGAUGAAAAAAUUCUUGAAAGUCUGGUUUUAGGAAAAGGCACUCGUGUGAAACUGCACUAAACUUAGUAUUAGCUCGCUGGAGAGAAGAAUUGAGCAGAAAUAAAUACAUAGUUGCCGUCUUCUUAGACUUAAAGCGCGCAUUUGAGACCAUCGAUCAAGAGUUACUUCUAAAUAAAUUGAGUGAUAUAGGGAUACGGGGCGUUGAGCUAAAAUGGUUUCAAAGUCUUAUUACAAAUGGUUACCAGAGAACACAGAUUGGAUCGUCGGUAUCUGACAAAAGAAGUAUAGUGGUUGGUCUACCUCAAGACUCAGUGCUAGCACCUAUAUUAUUUAAUAUAUACAGAAAUGAUAUUGCCAACGGUAUUAAAUAUUGUGAUAUUAAUCUUUUCGCUGAUAACACGUUAAUCAUGUUAAGUGGUGACCAUAUUACUGAUAUUGUUUCAAAACUACAAGAUGACUUAAAUAAAAUAUAUAAUUGGCUAUGUUUAAACAAACUUAAAAUAAAUUUAAGUAAAACCAAAUACAUGGUCAUAUCCAGAAGAAAUAUUGAUAUGCAUGAACUUCGUAGUUUAAACAUAAACCAACAAAAAAUAGAAAGGGUGCGGAGCUUUACGUACUUGGGUAUAAAAAUUGAUGAGAAGCUACAGUUCAAUGAUCAUAUUGACUAUACCGUAAGCAAAAUAGCAAAAAAAAUGUACUUUAUGCGGCGUACUUGCAAAUUACUGAAAAGGAAAUAUAAAAUAAUGGUAUAUGGAUCAAUAAAAAAAACCUCUCCUCAAUUAUUGUCCAACAAUUUUUUUCAUAAUGAAUGAUAGCCAAAUUUAUAAAUUGCAGAAACAACAGAACCAAGCAAUGAGAUUCAUUCUUCGAAAACGAUAUGACACGCCCAUUAGAGACAUGUUAUCAGCCCUUGGUUGGCUAAGUGUGAAACAACAGCACUUUUAUUAUGCGAUGAAAUUUGUUAAAAACAUUAUUGAAGAUAAUUUACCAGAAUACCUAAAGAUUAACUUAAAGUAUGGCAGCAAUGCACACAAUAAAGAUACACGUAAGAAAAAUGACUUCAAUUUACCCAUGUUAAAAAGCGAAUCUGAUAAAUGUAAUCUUUAUUACAAGGGUCUUAAAAGUUAUAAUGAAUUACCAAAUACUGUCAAGCAAUUUAAUAACAUCAAUGAGUUUAAAAGAAAGUUGUUUGAAUUUUGUAAAUCUAUCCCAAUAUAAUGUAAUGUAUUACUUUAUAUCUGUUUUCCGUUUACUAUUGUUCCGUAAUUUCAACUUGUAAUUGCCAUGUAUGAAUGCCCUUCCAAAUGAUUUUA